AAUGAAGUCAAGGUCAUGGAGUCUUUAUGCUUUUUUUCACCAUUUUGAGUUAUAGAAUUAUUACAACAAUUCCAUUGUUUUUUAUGUGCUCUCUUGUAAAGAAAAGUGCCCAAAGAGAAACUGACCAAGCGCCCAUCUGCUAUGCUUACAGCUCACUUAAAGUCAAUUUGAUACUAUUAAUUACUAUGAAUUAAUAAUGUUCUAUUUUUGUAUUUAAUAUUGGCUUUGAUUGGAAUUCCAUUUUUUUUUUUAUUGUAUUUUUUUUGCAUUUGCAUCCCAAAACAUACAUUUCAGCAUAAUAUUGUGGUGACCUAAAAUAGUGAAAUGACAGUGGCACUAGACUCUCAAUCCAAUAGCUUGCAAGAAACUACACUUAAGUUCAAGUUAGAAUUGCAUAUAAUUGAGCCAUGCUUUGUUUCACUGCAUGUGUAAUUCUCAUGCAACUUCGGAAUUGUGCUUAAGUCUGGAGUUAAAGCAUGUUUGAGGUCUGAAUACUGUUGUGUGCAAUGUGAGUAUUAAAUCCUCACUAUGCAGGCAUCACUCAACUCUGAAUGUGGCCCUAGGAAAUUAAACCCACCUCUAUGUAUUUGUUUCGCUAAAACACCAAGAACAUAGGUAAGUCUGACCUGUAAAUGACAUUCAUUGGCAAAGGUAAUCUUUAAGAUAAUAAUUCCCACUGACUGUUGCAUUUUUAAAACAUUUCAGACUGGCUUUAACAUACAUUAUCAGCUUCCAUAAUAUAUCUGCAUACAAUUAUAUAAUAUCAGUUUACAUAAUCUCAGAUAAAAACAAUUAACUGAUAAAGGUCAGGUUUUAUAUAUGCUCGAUUCAGGUGGCUGUUAUGUGUGUAUGAGGAAAAUCUGUGGCGGCAUGAUGAAGUGUCUGUUACUCGGUCUACUCUGUCUGGCUCUUACUGAGGGACUCGUCAGAGUUCCUCUUGUUAAAAAGAAGACCAUAAUGAAGGAAAGGGGUCUCCUCAAGGAAAUGCUGAAGUACGCACAGUACAGCUCUCAGCAAGGUUACUUUGAGAGCCUGAUCAACCAAAAUGAUAUGGCUUAUUUUGGAAAGGUUGGUAUUGGAACUCCUCCACAGUACUUCUAUCUCCACUUUGACACCGGCUCCAGCACUCUUUGGGUCAACUCUGUCUACUGCAACAGUGAUGCCUGUAACAGUCAUCCUCUCUUCAACCCAAGACACUCAUCCACGUUCACCAGCAAUCAACAGCCAUUUUCAAUCAAGUAUGGAACAGGCAGUGUCCAGGGGUUCCUUGGCAGUGACACAGUCACAAUUGGUCAGCUGACUGUCACAAAUCAGCAGAUCGGUUUAAGCACUUCAGAGCCUGGUGAUCAUUUUGCAAGGCCUCUUCACGAUGGACUCAUGGGUCUGGCCUUCAAGCCUCCUAAGUACCAGACCAUUGUGGACAAUAUGAUCCAAGAAGGUGUUAUUGAGGAACCUAUCUUUGCUUUUUACUUAAGCAGGGACUCUGAGAGUGGAAGUGAGGUUGUGUUUGGUGGAGUUGAUCCCUCUCAUUACGAAGGUCAGAUCAACUGGGUUCCUGUCCAACAUAACAGCCACUGGCAACUGGUCUUUGAAGGUUUUGAGGUGAAUCACCACUCGACAGGAUGGUGUGAUUCUGGAUGUACUGCUAUUACAGACACAGGAACGUCACUGCUGCUGUGCCCACCACAGUAUGUACACUCUCUCCAUAAAAAGCUGGGAGCCCAACAGGACAGCAACGGAAACUAUGUGUUCGACUGUAAUGCAGUGAGCAGUCUUCCUACACUGACGUUUGUUAUGAACGGAGCUCACCUGCAUUUGCCGGGUACUGCAUAUGUGCUUCAGGACGAAGAUUCUAACUCAAACUGUCAGAGUGGCAUCCGGGCAUCACAUGAGGAGUACAGAAAUGGUUAUCCUUACUGGAUCCUGGGUGAUGUCUUCCUCAGGCAGUUCUACUCUGUGUUUGACCAAGGAAAUGCUAGAGUGGGAUUUGCUACCUUAGCAUAGAGUUAUCCAACACACUCUGAAGCACCAUGAAGUCAUGAUUCUAUUAUUUCAUGAUUAAGAAAAAGAAUAAACCAAACUGUGGUUAAAUGUCUAAGAUUUGUUCAUUGUGUCUUCAUUUGUUACAAAAAUAUUCCCAUGUUGUGGCCAACCAAGUGAAGUGACUUUUCUUUUCUUUUUUUUUCUUUUGCAAGAAUUGAAUCAGGUUUACGUUAGCAGUAGAAGGGGCAACUGGAAAAAUGGACCAGUAGUACAUUUUUACUUUUUUGACUAAAAUGUAAUGUAUGCUUUCUCUAAUUUAUGUCACAUUGUUCAGAUUUUUAAUUUGACUUAUUUACACUGUGUGCUAUUUUUUAACAAACAGAAUGUAACAUAUUUAUGGCAGAAUACAACCUACGUCUCCUUCCACCAACUCCGCAGAUACUUUUAUCCAAAGCAUGACAAAAGAUAAGCCAUUAACAGAGCUGAAAGGAAGUCAGUACGUUUUAAUAAGUUCAGCACCACAACUAAACAUGAGAGUUGUAGUGUUACAGUAACUUGUAUACUCUAAAUUCACAUUUACAGAAUUUGGCAGAUGUUCUUAUCCAGAGCAACUUACAUUUAUCUCAUUUACACAACAGAGCAGUUGAGGGUUAAGGGCUUUACUCAAGGGCCCAGUAGUGACAGCUUAGCAGUGGUGGGAUUUUAACUUACGACUUUCUGAUCAGUAGUCCAACAUCUUAACCACUGAACUACCUCCACCCUAAAUGAGGCAGAUUGCCUUAAAUGAGGCUGUUGGUUCAGGGGUCUUAGACUAAACAAUCAAAUUCUUCAAAAUUCCACAUGAACCUCAUUUAAACCAACAUCAGAAUAAAAUGUCUAAAUAGAAGCAAGAAGAAAUAAUGAUGAAUGAAAGACACCUGUGGAAAGAAUCCAGUCUCCUGGUAUUUUUACCAGUUUACUGAUUAGUGUCGAGCCACAAAGCUGUUUAAACUAUGUAUACACACCGCUGCAGUCUGAAUAUUCAGACAAAAUGAGAGACAAGAGUCUCAUAUUGCUAUCAAAAUACUCUUCUUUUCUGUUGGGAGAACUGCGAGAAGGAGUCUAUCAGACAGGCAAGUGACUGAGGUGACACUGUGGUCAGAGGGUGUGUGUGUGUGUGUGUGUGUGGAUUGACUAUUGUGAUCAUAAAAUGACCUUGGAACAGCAACAGCUUUCAGCACCUGUGUCUCUGUCACUCCACACAUCAGCCUGCUCACUUACUGAUUCACAACAACCUCUACUACAUUUAGCUCACACCUCUUGGGUCAUUCCCCUGAGAAGUUCUAAUUUCAGUACUGUUUUUCUCUUUUAUAUCUUAACAUGUUAAAUUACAUUCCCAGUACAGCUCAUCUUAGAUCAUUCUGAGAUUUUAGAUCAUGACAAUCCUGAGGCGGUAACUGUCUGUACACGAAUUGGGAGACACAAAGAAAGUAUGCUAUAUAAUGUAAAUACCUCAGGGUGAUCUUAUUAAACCCUAUCUUUGUGAAUUCAUUUCGAGGCAGAAAGACAAGAUACACAAUGAUGUCUAAAAAAAACUAGCUUUGUAGGCAGAGCCAGGACACGCUGAAAUUCUUCAAAGGCUCCUGUAAAAAGGAGAAAAAGAGACAGGGGAGGGACAUCACUUGGAUGUUUUGACGUUCUGGGGAAGCAUGUUGGAACAACAAAAGACGGAAUGUAGUUUUUCAGUUUGCUUCAUCCUGAAAGGUCAUUUAUGUCUUGUUUGGCCUGUAGCAUGUAGCCGUGGCACAAUAUAGCAUAGCAGACCUCACACAAACACAUUCCUGGUACUGGGUGUGUUUGAGGAGGACAAAAAUACAUGGUGAAAAAUCUUUCCCUGGUCCCAAAGAAAGUCUACCAGUUUACCCUCGGGGAGUCUGAAAGCAACAUAUUUUAAAGAAUUGUUCAUUUCUUACUUUGGGAUGUACUGUUAUAUGCAAAUUAUAAUGGAUGGGGUGGUGUGUCAGUCUAUAGAACAACUCAAAGAGUUUUAUUACUCUUAAACCACAGUUAUUUGCUGAUUACAAUUUUUACUGUAUUAAUGAAUAGUGCGUUGUAAUUUGUAACCAUUUAUUGUUACAUUUGCUGCUGUGGAACAUCCACAAAACAAGUUGGUUUGUCUUAUCACUUAUUAUCACUUAUGUUAUAGCAGCUAUAAACAGUCAUUCCCUCAACAGGCUCUCUUUUUUUCCUCUCUAUUUAAGUCAAUAAGGAAAAAAAACAAUUGUCAUGUUACAGAAAAACUAGAAAGCUCAAAGUAUUCAGUCCUGAAGACUUUCCCAUGAUGCAAAACUUACUCAAACAAGAGGCUUCAUCCAAAAAUGACGAAUAAACAUCUCUUUACAGAAAGCUUUACCAUAUCAUCAAUUAUAUGUUUUUGCUUUGUUAAAUAAUAUGUAUAUAAUUUGUUUAUUGUUAGCCUUAGUUUAUGUGGAGUGUCUGUCAUACAAGUCACUGUAAAUGAGUUGUUACCUAUCAUAUUAGAAGCAGUGCAUUAAUGUAAACCUGUGAAUUGAAUUACAGCCAGGACUAAUGUCAGAGUUGCUGUUAUACAGUAGAAAAUGAACCAACACCUCCUGACCAAUCAGAUUUGGGAAUAGCUAUGUGCUUUAAAACUGUAAUAAUGUUGCAUAUUUUGGUGCUUCAUCUGCUCUGGAAAUGCUGAUUCUGUUCAUAAAGGCAAUGCUAAUUUAGCCUAGACGAUAGCUUAAGUGUGUGCAGUGAUUUGGCUCUCCAUGACUGGACACUUGCUUAUAGCAGUGUCUCCUCUCAGGCAUUUGGUCAGGCUCGGUAGAUUCAGAUGUUACAGACAUGCAGUAUAACUGAUAUUCCACACCCAAGUGCCAGCUGCAUUGCUGAUUAAAGUACAACUGUCCUUUGCUUUGCAGAUUAUUACAACCAACUGCUGCCAAAAACACAAGCUUGUUAUAACCAAACACAAUCAUAUUUGUACUUAUUAUGAAAAAGCACGAAUCAUCAAUACAUUUGAAUUGCUAUUAGCGAAGGAAAGUACAUUUCUAUUCACAUUAAUUGCUGGAGCACCAGGAGAUGUUUGAAGGUGGCCAAACAACAUAGAAUAGAUUAUCAGCUUAUCACCUAAAAUGUAUUUGAUUUGUUAGAUCACUUUAAAUCAAACACAAAUAAGAUGUGUUUGAAUAAGGUCAUUGUGGUUAUACAAAGUCACUUCAAGUGGUUAUAAGUACUUCUGUUUUAGGUGACUAUUGAGUGUGAGGAACAGAGGUGUGUGGAGGCAUGAUGAGGUGUCUGAUCCUCAGUCUGCUCUGUUUGGCUGAAGGACUCAUCAGGUGAUUAGUCACCUACUUUGGAAAGAUUGGUGUAGGAACCACUCUGCAGUACUAGUAUGUCCAUUUUGACACCACACACCAGCACUUUCUGGGUCAACUCUGUCUACUACAAGAAUAGAGCCUGCUGUGAGUGACAUAAAAGAAGCAGCAACAAUGAUAGUUAUUUGAAAAGUUUUGGAGAACCAUGCAACAAGAAAUCUCUAAGAUGCCACAAUUGACAGAAUAACUUUUAAGAAUAAUGUACCACUUUGUUCUCUGGUAUAAACUAGGAUUAAAAAGUACAGUCGGAUGCACUAAAUAAAUUACACUAUGGUAUGUGGUGAAUGUAAAGCAUGUAUUGGAAUUAAAUGACAUUUGGCCACAUGUUAACCAAAGACAGCCAGUCUUCGUAUGAUUAAGAUCUCAAGCUCCAGUUACACAUGUAUGUGUGACUCUAUAUACUGGGUUCUGGACAAUAAUAGAAUAAGCGCUUUACUGUAGUUAUGAAUAACACACUUGUGCAUUCCCAUUUAAUUUUACUGAACUAAAUUUAGUCUCAAACCGACAAAGCAUCUGCUAUAUGCUCACAGAGCACUUUAUUAAGAACAUUACACUAAUACUGGGUAGAGCCUCCCUUUGCUCUUAAAACAGCCUCAAUUCUUCGUGGCAUGGAUUCCACAAGAUGAUGGCAACAUUCCUUUGAGAUUCUGGUCCAUGACAUGAUUAUAUGACACAAUUCCUGCAGAUUUUUCAGGUGCACUUUCAUGCUGCGAAUCUCCCGUUCUACCACAUCUCAAAGGUGUUCUAUUGGACGCAGGUGUUCUUCAGCCACUGAAGAACACUGACCUCAUUGUCAUGUUCAUGAAACCAGUUUGAGGGACUUUUGCUUUAUGACAUUUUGCAUUAUCAUGCUGGAAGUAGCCAUUAGAAGAUGUCCAAAUUGUGGCCAUGAAGGGAUGCACAUGGUCAGCAACAUUAUUCAAAAUUUUUUCUUUAUUGCACCAUGGUGAGUAACCUCUUGAGUCUGUUGUGUGAAAAUCCCAGAAGAUCAGCAGUUAUAGAAAUACUCAAAGCAGCCCGUCUGACACCAGCAUGCCACGGUCAAAAUCACUGAGAUCACAUUUUUCCCCCAUUCUGAUGGUUGAUGUGAACAUUACGUGAAGCUGCUGGCCCGUAUCUGCAUGAUUUUAUGCACUGCACUGCUGCCACAUGAUUGGUGAUUAGAUAAUUUUAUGAAUCAGUAGGUGUACAUGUGUACCAAAUAAAGUACUCUGUGAGUGUAUAUUACAGAUUUAUCUGGCCACAAGGUUCCCCACAAGGUUCCAUAUACUUGUAUACUACGGUUGUAACACAUUACCCCUAUCAGUAUCUCAAUUUAUCUUCCAAAUGGCCAUAUCUGCAUCAGUAAGUGUAUUUGAAUUUAAACCUGAAAUGGGAAUGGCCUAAACCAGAUUUUUUUUUUUCAUUAAAUAUGAACCCUGCCACUAGAAAUUCCUAUGUCUACCAUUGGAAAAUACUGUGGGGAAAACCAAGUGGUACAAAUGCCAGCACUGCUCGCAUGAUUUGUAAAUUCUGACUAUGACAGUUCCUCGACCUCAGCUACAU
Molecule: messenger RNA, 6908 nt
Organism: Ictalurus furcatus (blue catfish)
Lineage: Eukaryota; Metazoa; Chordata; Actinopteri; Siluriformes; Ictaluridae
Product: gastricsin-like
Exons: 9
Coding region: 820-2004 (394 amino acids)
Biological process (GO): proteolysis
Molecular function (GO): aspartic-type endopeptidase activity
Source: RefSeq, a predicted model, not a curated record